Molecule: messenger RNA, 1958 nt
Organism: Engraulis encrasicolus (European anchovy)
Lineage: Eukaryota; Metazoa; Chordata; Actinopteri; Clupeiformes; Engraulidae
Product: deoxynucleoside kinase
Exons: 7
Coding region: 422-1216 (264 amino acids)
Biological process (GO): nucleobase-containing compound metabolic process
Cellular component (GO): cytoplasm
Molecular function (GO): deoxynucleoside kinase activity; ATP binding
Source: RefSeq, a predicted model, not a curated record
CAUGCAGAUGAAGGACAAGGGCACAAGCCUCACUCUGGCUAUCUGGUAAAUUAAUGAGUAAAGCAAUAACAUAGUUUCGUUUUGUUUGUGUGUAGUUUGUAGUCUCAAUGCGCCUCAAAGCGCUACGAAAACAUAAAUAAUCAAAAAUAUCCGAUUGGCUGAUAUUCCGGAUACUGUUUGACGUCAUCUCAUCCCCCGACUUUACCCGCGCCAUUCGAUUCUACGCGCCUGUCACGGUUUAGCGCGGUACAAGCAAAAGUGGUAGUUCUCAACAUCUCUUGGAGUUUCCCGGCGUGGACUAUCAAAGUCAAUUUAUUAGAGUUAAGAGGGAAAUAGUAUUUUCCAUAAAGUCACGUUUAACACCACGUUUAAACGUGUUUGUCUAAUCUAAACGAAGAAGCUGCACAGAAAGGUCUUUACCAUGGCUACACCUCCCAAGAGAAUGUGCUCCAGCCCUGUGUUUAACAACAGUUUUGAGAAAAGCAACAAAAAGAUAUCAAUCGAAGGGAAUAUCGCUGCUGGUAAGUCCACGUUUGUGAGACUGCUGGAGAGGGCCUCAGACGAAUGGGAGGUGAUUCCAGAGCCCAUCGCCAAAUGGUGCAACGUUCAGACCACAGACAAUGAGUGUGAGGAGCUCAGCUCAUCUCAGAAAAGUGGUGGCAAUCUGCUCCAGAUGCUGUAUGACAAACCCAGCCGCUGGUCCUACACCUUCCAGACGUACGCAUGCCUCAGCCGGGUCCGCGCCGCGCUGCAGCCCCCAUCAUCCAAGCUGCGACAGGCCGACAACCCUGUCCAGUUCUACGAGCGCUCCGUCUACAGUGAUAGGUACGUGUUUGCCUCUAACCUGUUUGAGUCUGGGGACCUGAACGAGACGGAGUUUGCCAUCUAUCAAGACUGGCACAGCUGGCUCCUUUCACAGUUCGAGUCUGACAUCGAGUUAGAUGGCAUGAUCUAUCUGCGGGCAGACCCAGAGAGAUGUAUGCAGCGUUUACACACCCGUGGCCGUGAGGAGGAACAGGGCAUUCCUCUCGAGUAUUUGGAGAAACUUCACUUCAAGCACGAGUGCUGGCUCUACCAUCGGACUACACAGAUGGACUUUGAGUACCUCAAGGACAUUCCAAUCCUGGUGCUGGAUGUGAAUGAAGACUUCAAGAACGACAGGAUUAAACAGGAGGCGGUCAUCGAUAAGGUGAAGGAUUUCUUGAACACAUUGUGAAGUCCGUGAGAUGUCAUUCUGAAGUGAAGAAACUUUGGAGAUUGCAUCAUUUAUUACAGUAUCCAUGCCAACACAAUCGCUUGUUUACAAGAAAUAUCAAAUGGCUGCUCAGCAUUUCUGUCCUGUUCCAUCAAAUGGCCAGGAAAGGAAGUUCUGCAUCAGCUUUUUAUUAUUUUAUUUUUUAAAACACGACGGGUCACGGGGAACUGAAAAAAAUGUUCUUCAGGGUUUUAAAUGACAGAUGUAGUUUGAGUCACUAAUGUAAAAUCAGAUAUUUUAGAGGGUGCUAUUUAUAUUGCCGUGUGAAAAAGAGGAGUAUAAUUUCAGCAGUGGUGUGUAGUUGUGUCUCCAUUUAUUUUUUUUACUCGGCUGAUUGUGUAUAUAUGAAAUGUUGCAGGGCUAUUUGAGUAUGACUCAAGUUGUGCCUUAUUGUGCUGUACGAAAUAACACCACAAGGGGGUAGUGUACAGAAUCUUACAGCAUUACGUCAUUGAACCUCUGAUGCAAUGUACAGUAUGUUUUUCUCAAACUAACGCUCCAUUAUUCACGUCAUAGUCAUCUUUUUUGUCUUCUGUAAAUUGUCAUUCACAAACUUUGCGGCUUGUGUUGUUUCUUUUUUGUUUUCCCAGUGAAAUGGUACACUUGUUAGUGGAGUGUAAUUUGUGUGCUCGAGAUUCAAUCCUGUACAUUUCUUUUUUUAUAGAAUACAAUAAAAUGAAGUGCAAGCUCCUUUUGAACAUCA